This is a messenger RNA of Sorex araneus (European shrew), 2550 nucleotides long. It is a transcript of the gene MACC1, whose product is annotated as MET transcriptional regulator MACC1. The transcript is spliced from 4 exons. Lineage: Eukaryota; Metazoa; Chordata; Mammalia; Eulipotyphla; Soricidae. Gene Ontology annotation, molecular function: protein binding. Bases 1 to 2550 code for a protein of 849 amino acids. Gene Ontology annotation, cellular component: cytoplasm. The record is from RefSeq and is a predicted model, not a curated record.
AUGUUAACCAUUGAAAAAACCCAUUUUUGGCCAGGAGGAAUUUCACGAAGUAGAUCUGAAGGACAUUUGGUUGAUAUGGAAGCACCAAAAUUCUCAAAAAAUUCCAAUGUUACAGAAUGUCUGGACUCAGGUUUGCUUCUCAAUUGUCCAGAUGCUUUCGUACUUCAUGGCAAAAAUACCUUCAGUGCUGCAAAUCCAUUCUGGAAUGAACUGUCUGCUUCUAACCCAUUUUUGGAUGACAUCACUCAGCUAAGAAGUAACAAACAGAGAGACAAUACAUCUAUCUUGAAGGAAGAUCCUUAUCUUUUUUUUAGAGAUAUCAAUACAGGAAAUUCAUUUGAUUCUUCUGCUGAUGAACUGGAUGUGCAUCAAAUGCUAAAGCAGUCUUCCUCAAGAAAAUCUGGAAGAUCAAAAAGUGUUUCAGAGCUUUUGGAUAUUUUAGAUGACACGGCACAUGCUCUUCAGAAUAAACACGCCUCUGACCUGAUCCUCGAACAGGAUUUAGAAUGGCUCCAAAAUGAUCGUACAGCGUAUAAAAUGGCUUGGUUAAGUCAACGCCAACUAGCCCGCUCCUGCUUGGAUUUUAAUACAAUUAAUCAGAGUCCCGGAUGGGCCCAAACACAAGUUGCAGAGACAAUGACAGUUUGUAAAUUAAGCCAUCAAGGAGGGUCAGUGCAAUUACCUGAAUCAGAUAUUACUGUUCAUGUACCACAAGGCCACGUGGCUGUGGGAGAAUUCCAAGAGAUAUCUCUAAGGGCUUUUCUUGAUCCUCCACAAAUGAUUAACCACGAUCUUUCAUGCACUGUUAGCCCACUGUUGGAAAUCAUGUUAAGCAACCUUAACACAAUGGAAGCCAUUUUGCUGGAGAUGAAAAUCGGGGCUGAAGUGAGAAAGGAUCCUUUCAGUCAAGUCAUGACAGAAGUGGUGUGUUUACACAGCUUGGGUAAAGAAGGGCCUUUCAAAGUGUUAAACAAUUGCUACAUUUAUAAGGACACCAUCCAAGUCAAGCUAAUAGAUUUGCAUCAGGUGAUGUAUCUAGUGGUGGCUGCACAAGCUAAAACUACUCCAUCACCAUAUGCAACCAUUUGGGAUUAUAUUCACAAAACCGCCUCAGUUGGAAUUUAUGGGCCCAAAUAUAUACAUCCCAGUUUCACUGCUAUAUUCACAGUUUGUGCACACAGUUACAUGCCUAGAAAACUUACAAUCUCUGAUGUUAAGAAGGGAAGAAAAAACACGCCUCCGGUUGUAUUUCAUCUUUGGGGGAAACAUUCCUUCUUACUUGAUAAGCCACAAGAUUUAACCGUUUCUGCUUUUUCAUGUGAUCCUGAUUUUGAAGUAAAAGCAGAAGGACAAAGGCAAGAAAUUAAGCAAAAUCAGUUGCAGGCAGGCCAAGUAGUUCAUCAGCAGUUUUUAUUUUCUUUAGUUGACUCCAGAGAAAUGCACUUAUUUGUGUUCAAAAUUAAGGUAGAGUCUUCUAAUGGCAGGCCAGCUACACAGUUUUUUAUCACUAGCCCUGACCCAGCCCCCAACUUAAAAAGGCUCUCCAAUCCACCAAAUGCUCUGCAAAAGAAGGUCAAGUCUGCUUCUUUGUUACCAACAGUGCCUAUUAAAUACCCCACAUUUCAAGACAAAAUAUUGAAUUUCACCAAUUAUGCAGUAACUCUGAAGACAGUGCUAAGGCAAACCAAAAUUGAAUAUUUACUUGAAUAUUUCAAAGGGGACACGGUGGCUCUUCUUGGAAAAGAAAAGGUAAAAGCCAUUGGGCAGUCCAAAGUGAAAGAAUGGUAUGUGGGAGUCCUGAGAGGUAAGAUUGGACUGGUACAUUGCAAAAAUGUCAAGGUCAUUGCAAAAAAGCAAGUCAUAUCUAUGUCACAUGAUAUCUUUACAACCAGAAAUCUCCUAGAACAAAUUUCCUUGCCUUUUAAAAAACUGACUUACAUAUAUUCAGUUAUAUUGACGUUGGUGUCAGAAAAAGUAUAUGAUUGGAAAGUUUUAGCAGAUGUCCUGGGCUAUUCGCAUCUGGCCCUGGAAGAUUUUGAUCAAAUACAAGAAGACAAAGAAUCAGAAAAAGUUUCUUACGUUGUAAAAAUGUUAAAAGAAGAUUGCCAUGCAGAUAAAAAUACCAGGAAGUUUCUUUAUGAACUUAUUGUGGCUCUGCUAAAGAUGGAUUGUCAAGGGUUAGUAGCACACAUCAUCCAAGAGGCUGUUAUUCUGACUUCAGCUGUCAAGCUUGGAAAAGGCUGGAGGGAACUGGCAGGAAAGUUAGCCCGACUCACAAAGCAACAAAUGGAGGCGUAUGAAAUUCCGCACCGAGGAAAGACUGGAGUCAUUGCUGAUGAGAUGAUGUGGAAACCUGCCUAUGAUUUUCUCUAUACUUGGGGCUCUCACUACGAAAAUAGCUACAGAGAGAUGUUACAAGACCUUCAAUCAACUUUGGACAGAAUGAGAAGCCCUGUGACUAAACAAUGGCGAGACUUAACUGGAGCCUUAAUACUCGUAAAUUCUUUAGAGAUUUUGAGAGCAAGUGCAUUCUCCUUUUCUGAGGAAUGA